This is a messenger RNA of Clavispora lusitaniae ATCC 42720, 1221 nucleotides long. Its product is annotated as alkene reductase. The record is from RefSeq and is a predicted model, not a curated record. NCBI's taxonomy places the organism in Eukaryota, Fungi, Ascomycota, Pichiomycetes, Serinales, Metschnikowiaceae. Gene Ontology annotation, molecular function: NADPH dehydrogenase activity; FMN binding.
AUGGUUGCAGUAAAGCCUUUAAAAGACACCGAGAUCUUCAAGCCAACAAAGGUUGGUAACCACGAAUUGAGCAACAAAAUCGUGUAUGCUCCAACCACAAGAAUGAGAGCAAUUGCCGACCACACACCUUCAGAUCUUGCCUACAAGUAUUAUGACGACCGCACCAAGUACCCUGGAUCUUUGGUGAUCACCGAGGCCACGUUGAUGUCGCCCAAAACCGGUCUCUACGAUCGCGUUCCUGGAAUCUAUACCGAUGAGCAUGUUGCGGGGUGGAAGAAAAUCACAGACAAGAUCCACGCCAACGGGUCGAAAGUGUCGAUGCAGCUCUGGCCUUUGGGCCGUGUGGCCGAUCCUGUUGCAACCAAAAAGGCCGGCUACCCAUUGGUUGCGCCAUCAUUGAUUUACCCUAGCGAAGAGGCCAAGAAAGCAGCCGAGGAGGCCGGAAACCCAAUCCACGUGCUCACCACGGAGGAGGUCGAGGACUUAGUCAACGACUUUGUCCAUGCUGCUAAAAAAGCUGUCGCUGCCGGCGUGGAUUAUGUGGAAGUUCACGGUGCUCACGGCUAUCUUGUGGACACUUUUUUCCAGGUCAGCACGAACAAGAGAACAGACAAGUACGGAGGCUCAAUUGAGAACAGAGCACGGUUUGCGUUGGAGAUCCUUGACCGGUUGAUUGAGGAAAUCGGUGCCGAGAGAGUGGCCAUUCGGAUCUCUCCAUGGGCCAAGUUCCAAGGUAUUCUCGCCGAAGAAGGCGAGGUCAACCCAGUGGCGCAGUUUGGCUACUUCUUGAGCGAGCUCGAGAACAGAGCCAGGGCCGGCAAGAGAAUUGCCUAUGUGUCGAUUGUCGAGCCAAGAGUCAGUGGUGUCAUCGAUGUUGCUGGAGAAGACAUUCAAGGUGACAACUCUUUUGUUAGAUCGGUGUGGAAGGGCAUUGUUAUCAAGGCAGGAAACUACACCUACGAUGCGCCAGAAUUCAAGACGCUUUUGCAAGAUGUUUCUGACGGUAAGACUCUUGUUGCCUUUGCCAGAUACUUCACCUCGAACCCAGACUUGGUGCAAAGGCUUCACGAUGGUGCGGACUUGACUCCGUACAAGAGAGAACUUUUCUAUGCUCCUAGCAACUGGGGCUACAACACUUUCACCAAUGCUGGAGAGACCAAGACCUUCAGCGAGGAAGAAGAGAGCAAGAGGCUUCCUGCUCCUAUUGAUACCAAGGCGUAA